CUUUUUCCCGGUCUUUGCUGCUGUAAGCACUUGGGAGUGAGUGCUCUCAUAUAAAAACAACAUACAGUUUCAGACACACACACUCAUAUAUUCACCCUUUUCUUUGUACAUUUACUUCUUCUAACACCCUUUAUUUUUAUUUUUUUGAACACCAACUAAAUUGAUAGAGGAGGAAAAAAUAAAUAUUGCUAGCCUAUUUGUUAUGGGUAGAGAAUGGUACCUAAACUGGGGUACCAAGUCCUCCUCUAAGAAAGGAAAGACGAGCGGUAGUGGUAGUGGUAAUGGUAAUGGUCGUAGUGGUGGUAGUAGUCGAGGAGUAGAAAGAAAACCGACUACGCCACCAACGGCUACGGUGGCGGCUGCUGCUGCAUCUGCAGGAGGAUGCAUGAAUGCUGUACUUCAUCUGUUUGAUUUUCAGCAUUUUCAGUUGUGCUUACAUCCUCAAGAUGGUUCUUUUCUUCCAGAUGACCCCACCCCUCUAAAAGGUGUAGAAGCGCCAAGAAACAGCUUGGAAUCAGUCACAGAAGAAGAUAAGGAUGAUCAUUUACACAUUUCUAAGGAUAUUAAGAGGAAAACGAAUCGAAGAGACACAGCGCUGAAACUAGUCCAAGUGCCAAGAGGUAAAAUAGAAGAUUUGUCAUCAGAAAGCAGUUGUUCUCCUGCAAGUGCAAGGACACCAACCCUUGUAGCAAGGCUAAUGGGCUUAGAUAUUCUCCCAGAAUCAAACACAACAACACCAAGAUCAUCACAUUCUCAAGCAUUUUCUCCACACAUAAGAUCCUCAACCCCUCCCAUUUCCACCAAAACAAGAAAAUCUUGUAGUGCUUGUAGUACUCCUGGUACUAGAGCCUCCUACAGUGACAACGGCCCCGGCCCCCGGUCCUCGCCCGAGACACCAAGAUCAUUGCAAUCAACAAGAAGACGGUCCAUGGAUGUUGUUGAUCACCAUCGAUUAUCUCUCCAGAUCAACAAGGAGAACAACAUUCAGAGGGAGAUGGAGUUAUCGCGGCCUUCAUGUUCCGCGAUAACUACCAAGAGAAGAGAUGGGAAAAACUAUGAUGCUGAAGAAGUUGCUAAGAGUCCUAGCUAUUAUGCUAGGCAGAUUAUGAAACAAGUUAAGGAAACUGUUAGUAGAAGAGUUGGUGUUGAUAUUACUAACACAAUUGGUAGAGAACAUAGAAGAGAUGAACAUCUUUUGUCAUCUUCAACAACAAAAGCAGCAACAACAAUAAAACCCAAGAAGUCCAAAAAAGAUCAGUCUUCGCCGAGGUAUAAAACUUACAGUGACGAAAACCAUAAGCAUACGAACUCGAAAAAUUCGGAACAGCUCCCACCAGCUGUUCCUGAAGUAGUGCCUCCGCCAAAGACGGUCACAUUGCAAGCGAAACCAGUCGAAAGCGGGGAUGAAAGCUUAAAGAAGCAUGUUCAACCUACGACAACGACGCCAAGCAAGAAGCCUUUGAAGUCCUACAAUUCAAUAAGGAAUAAGAAAGAGGAACAAUUUGUUCACCCUUCAACAACGACGACAACGAGCAAGAAAUGCAAGAAGAAUAUGUUGUCUAGUGAUCUUCUUCACGGGACAGUCCCUUCACUUGUCUCCCUCAAGAAGGAUUCUUCUCCAAUACCUUCUCCUACAAAAUUACUUGACAAUCAGGGAGUUUCAUCAGAAGCUCAGCUUUCAAAGCGGCUUAUCAUCAACAACACCACCAGCACCACCACCACGGCACGGUUAUCUCGUUAUCCGAGACAACGGAUAGACGAAAAGAGACAAGAAGAAGCGACGCAUACACCCACCGACCGCUGGAGGAGUGGUAGGAAGGAUGCAGGUACAGGUACAGGUACUUCCGUAAUGGAGUUUCAGUACAUCAGUAGAAUACUGAAAUGUACUGGAAUUGACAGAGAUACCCCUGUUUCAUUUAUGAGGUGGUAUUUACCAUCACACCCUUUAGACCCAUCAAUUUACCACACUUUAGAAGCUACUCACUAUAUUACAACUAGUGACAGAUUUUGUGAACAGUUAAAUCUUUCAAUUAACAGAAAGCUAAUAUUUCAUUUAGUUGAUGAAAUGUUAGCUGAUAUGUUAAAACCUUAUGUUAAACUCAAGAAUCAUUAUCAUCGUCGUCGUCAUCAGAAAAAUCAUCAUGAUACACAGAUGAAUGGGUUUCAAUUAGUGAAGACGUUGUGCUCGAAAAUUCGAAGUUUUCCUAGUGCAGAUUGUCAAACACUACAAGAUAUUGAUGCACUUGUUGAGAAAGACAUGCCAAGAAUUGGAGCAACGAGUGAUAUGAUUGUUUACCACGACCAAGGCGAAGGCGACGACAUUGUUACAGAGAUUGAACGUUAUAUUAUGGACUCACUAGUCCAGGAAAUGUGCUACAUUGGUUAGUAGAAGUAGCAGUUUCCAUGCAAAUUACUAUUAGAUUAGGGAAGAUUGAUGUUAGUGAAUAAUAAUGAUGAUGUAAAUAAAAUGUUUGUUUUAGUUAGUUGAGAUUUUUCUUGUUGUUUGAUUCAAAAAUAGGAUUUAGGAAAUGAUGAGUGGGACCAUGUAAAUGUUAGUCAAAUGGGUUCUAAUUAGUGAUUUUUGUUAGUCGUUGGCUUUUGUUGGUUGCUUCUGUUAGUAUAUCCAUUAACCUUAUUAAUACCACAAAUAUAGAAAUAAUAAAAUUUGAAUUGAGCUUAAUACUUUGAAUAAUGUUUCUCCAAUGAU
Messenger RNA from Chenopodium quinoa (quinoa), 2707 nucleotides. RefSeq lists its product as uncharacterized. The transcript is spliced from 4 exons. Lineage: Eukaryota; Viridiplantae; Streptophyta; Magnoliopsida; Caryophyllales; Amaranthaceae. The record is from RefSeq and is a predicted model, not a curated record. The coding region runs from base 203 to 2386 and encodes 727 amino acids.